CGUUUCCCCCCCACCCCCAUCCUUCCCUAUUAUCCUUAUUCUUUCCACUAUUCUUCAUUGUCAAGCCGCCAAAGUGGAGAGUGUGAUUGCAGAAGGGGGUGCUUCUCGUUUCAGCGAGUUCCUGGGGAAAACCCCGGGGCAAAGCGUUCAGAAAUGGGUUCCUUCACGAAGCACUAGACGAGAUGUCAACUCCAGCAACGAGAAAGAGCGACAUGAUGCGAUCUUCAGGAAAGUGAGAGGCAUACUCAACAAACUCACGCCUGAUAAGUUUGACAAGCUAUGCCUUGAGCUCCUGAACGUGGGCGUAGACUCAAAACUCGUCCUCAAAGGAAUCAUCUUGCUGAUUGUGGACAAAGCCCUAGAAGAGCCCAAGUAUAGCUCGCUCUAUGCUCAGCUAUGUCUGCGCUUGGCAGAGGACGCACCAAACUUUGACGGCCCUUCAACCGAGAUCCAAACAUCCCAAAAGCAGAGCACAACCUUCAGAAGACUGUUGAUUUCCAAGCUUCAAGAUGAAUUUGAAAACCGUGCCAGAAAUGUUGAAAUCUAUGACAAACAUGACAACCCUCUUACUUCUGAGGAGGAGGAGCAGAGAGCCAUUGCCAAGAUCAAGAUGCUUGGCAACAUUAAAUUCAUCGGGGAACUUGGCAAACUCGACCUCAUCCAUGAAUCUAUCCUCCAUAAGUGCAUCAAAACGCUUCUGGAAAAGAAGAAGAGAGUCCAACUUAAGGAUAUGGGCGAGGAUCUGGAGUGCCUCUGUCAGAUAAUGAGAACUGUUGGGCCGAGACUCGACCAUGAGAAAGCAAAGUCUUUAAUGGAUCAGUACUUUGGCCGUAUGCUGUCCUUAAUGAACAACAAGGAUUUGCCAGCGAGGAUCCGCUUCCUACUGCAAGAUACACUGGAGCUGCGAGAGAACAACUGGAUCCCCCGCAAGGCUUUCCUCGACAACGGACCAAAGACGAUAAACCAGAUCCGACAAGACGCAGUAAAGGAUUUGGGCGUUUUCAUCCCCGCACCCAUGUCACAUGGCAUGAGGGUGGACUUCUUCCUGGAAAGCCCCUUCUUGCCCAACAGAAUGAAACUGGACAGAGAGACGCUUGGGGGGUUGGCCGACAUGUUUGGACAGAUGCCAGGCAGUGGGAUUGGAACAGGACCGGGAGUUAUUCAGGACAGGUACUCGCCCACCAUGGGCCGCCAUCGCGCCAACCCGCUCUAUAACGGUCACAUCGCUCCACCGCCGCAGUCGCAGUUUGACAUCGGGCCCAAGUCCUUUGUGAAGUCCAGCCAGCAGGUUCAGAACCAGCAUUUCCUCAACCAGAGCCAGAACCACGCGGCACAGCAGCAGGCCCAGUCCAAGGACAUACCCCCUCGAUUCAGCAAGAAAGGACAGCUUAACGCAGACGAGAUCAGCCUGAGACCGGCUCAGUCAUUCCUCCUCAACAAGAGCCAGGUUCCCAAACUCACGCCGCAGAUCCCCUCCAUGAUGCUUCCGAGCAGCCAGCCCCCGCGCACCCAGACCCCUCCCCUGGGACAGCCCCUUCAGCUCGGCUUGAAAACCAACCCUCCACCCAUCGUAGAAAAACCUCAAAAGACCAACAAGAAACCUCCACCUACCAAGGAGGAGCUGCUGAAGAUGACGGAGGCGGCCAUCAGCGAGUACUUCACCAGUAAGGACGUGAGUGAGGCGGUAAACUGCGUGCGGGACAUGAAGGCUCCCAAGCACUUCCUGCCUGAGAUGCUGAGUAAAAUCAUCGUGUGCUCUUUGGACCGGCCGGAUGAGGACAAGGAGCACGCCAGCACUCUAAUCCACUCGCUUCGCCUUGAAGCCCUCAUCACGGCCGAGAACUUCAUGCAGGCUUUCCUCAAUGUCCUGGACCAGUGCCCCAAGAUUGAAGUAGACGUGCCCCUAGUGAAGUCCUACCUAGCCCAGUUCGCCGCGCGGGCCGUCAUCGCCGAGCUCGUAAGCGUGACCGAGCUGGCGCACCCCUUGGAGAACGGCACCCACUUCCCGCUCUUCCUGCUGUGCCUGCAGCAGACUGCCAAGCUGAAGGACAAAGAGUGGCUGACUGAUGUCUUCCAGCAGAGCAGGGUCAACAUGCAGAAGAUGUUGCCAGAAAUUGACCAGAACAGGGACCGCAUGCUGGAGAUCCUGGAGGGGAAAGGCCUGAGCUUCUUGUUCCCUCUGCUGAAGCUGGAGAAGGAGCUGCUGAAGCAGAUCACGGCAGACCCAUCCCCACAGUCCAUCUACAAGUGGAUUAAAGACAACAUCUCCCCCAAGCUCCACACAGACAAAGGCUUUGUCAACAUCCUCAUGACCAGCUUCCUGCAGUACAUCGCCCAGGAACUAUGCAUGGAUGAGGGCGACGAGCAGCUGUCUGCCCCCUCCAAGGAGCAGCUGGAGCAGGAGAAACAACUGCUGCUGGCCUUCAAGCCAGUCAUGCAGAAGUUCCUGCACGACCACACCCAGCUGCAGGUCAGCGCCCUGUACGCUCUGCAGGUGCACUGCAACGCCAGCGACUUCCCUAAAGGCAUGCUGUUGCGCUACUUUGUCAACUUCUACGACAUGGAGAUCAUUGAAGAAGAAGCCUUCCUUGCAUGGAAAGAAGACAUCACCCAAGAAUUCCCUGGGAAAGGAAAAGCUCUGUUUCAGGUCAAUCAGUGGCUCACCUGGUUGGAGACGGCUGAGGAGGAGGAGUCUGAGGACGAAGCCGAUUGAGAAGCGUCACGCAGUCAUCUGAAGAUUUCCACCUUUGCCUUUUUCCCUUUUGUGUUCGCUUCCAUCAUCAAUUGCGUUAACCACUAACGAGCGGCGCCGCUCACCUGGGCCCGCCCCCUCCCAGCCUGUCGCCUGGUGAGUGUUUCAGCGACAUCAAGUCUAACAUGUGGAGUGACCCUUUUUUUUUUUUUUUUGUAUUCUCCGUGUCCUUAGUGUUUUACCAAUUAACUUUCCCCAAAACAAACGACUAAUUCAAUCAUAAACCUGUAAAAAGGCGAGGAGGAGAGUGGCCACCAAUCAUACGCUGACCAAUUAGUCACCCAUGAAAUCCGCGUUUUGUCGCCCUAUGCUUGCUUUUUUCUUUGAAUAAAAGUGCUCUUCAGACGUUCCUCUUGAACCGAUCAUGAGCGAGUUAGUACCUCCUGAGUUAGUUUGGACUGUGCGGUUCAGAGCCGGGAUGAUGAUGUCGUGUCGCAACCUGAAACCCGAGCCUGUGCACAAAAAGAUUUGAUUUACUAGUAACCAUACCAAGCCAUACUGCUUAGGCUGCUGCCCCCGCGACCCGACCUCGGAUAAUGAGUGCUAUCCAUGAAUAAUACCAUCAUGUAACGGACAAGUGAUGCUCAUCAUUAAAGUCCAUUUUUUUAAUGUUUGCUUCUGAAAUUGAUGAAAUGAUUAAUGGAUCCUCCCUGAUUAACUGCUGAAUUGUACUCCUCAAAGUCCUCGUUAUGAUUGUGCACCUGCUUUAAUGUCAAUAAAGUCCAGUACAUGAGCA
Molecule: messenger RNA, 3488 nt
Organism: Nerophis ophidion (straightnose pipefish)
Lineage: Eukaryota; Metazoa; Chordata; Actinopteri; Syngnathiformes; Syngnathidae
Gene: eif4g2b
Product: eukaryotic translation initiation factor 4, gamma 2b
Exons: 19
Coding region: 611-2713 (700 amino acids)
Cellular component (GO): eukaryotic translation initiation factor 4F complex
Molecular function (GO): protein binding; mRNA binding; translation initiation factor activity
Source: RefSeq, a predicted model, not a curated record